UAUAGAGCUUUUUUAUUUUUAAAAAGUGUAAACGUUUGUAAAUAAACAUAUUUUUACAUUAUUUCCAGUACUUCAAAGCACAGCCUCCAGCACAAAGACACGUUCUGAUGACUAUAAACAUUGCCCUGAUUCACAGUAUCAAUCUGUUCAUCAACUUCGUAAACUUGCCCAUCUUGUGGAGAACAGGGAUAGGACCUCUCUCUUAUAUUCCAACCGUCCUCUUCAGGGAGGGGGUGAUGUAUGUUAGCUUCAUCUAUGUUGGUCUACAAAUUGUGAAUUGCACAAUAAGACUGCUCCUAGUCUUCAGGUGGAAGAACAGUAUGUUUCCCUAUGAUCCUACUCGGUUCACCAGGGCAGCUCUCAUCCUAAUAUUAGGAGUUGUGGGAACACCCUGGACGGUCAACCUUGCUCUCAAACUAAAAGCAGGAGAAAUUACUGGGAACAUUGAAGCCUUUGCCAUGGAUAUAAAACAAGAUAUCAACAAGCUAGAUGGAAUACAGCUGAUUCUUUAUCCUGCNUUUUCAACUUUAACAUAUUAUAUUUUCCAACUUUAA
Eurytemora carolleeae is the source of this 554-nucleotide messenger RNA. RefSeq lists its product as uncharacterized. The record is from RefSeq and is a predicted model, not a curated record. Lineage: Eukaryota; Metazoa; Arthropoda; Copepoda; Calanoida; Temoridae. The transcript has 7 exons. Bases 108 to 554 code for a protein of 148 amino acids.